This is a messenger RNA of Staurois parvus, 533 nucleotides long. Lineage: Eukaryota; Metazoa; Chordata; Amphibia; Anura; Ranidae. The record is from the annotation of a GenBank genome assembly.
GGGAGACCAGAUACAGUGAAUGCAGGGUCCUGGGAGACCAGAUACAGUGAAUGCAGGGUCCGGGGAGAGUGGAUAUAGUGAGUGCAGGGUCCGGGGAGAGCGGAUAUAGUGAAUGCAGGGUCCGGGGAGACCGGAUAUAGUGAAUGCGGGGUCCGGGGAGACCGGAUAUAGUGAAUGCAGGGUCCGGGGAGACCGGAUAUAGUGAAUGCAGGGUCCGGGGAGAGCGGAUAUAGGGAAUGCGGGUCCGGGGAGAGCGGAUAUAGUGAAUGCGGGGUCCGGGGGAGACCGGAUAUAGGGAAUGCGGGGUCCGGGGAGACCGGAUAUAGGGAAUGCGGGGGUCCGGGGAGACCGGAUAUAGUGAAUGCGGGGUCCGGGGAGACCGGAUAUAGUGAAUGCGGGGUCCGGGGAGACCGGAUAUAGUGAAUGCGGGGUCCGGGGAGACCGGAUAUAGUGAAUGCGGGGUCCGGGGGGAGAACCGAUACAGUGAAUGCGGGGUCCGGGGAGACCAGAUACAGUGAAUGCAGGGUCCUUGG